Messenger RNA from Pararge aegeria (speckled wood butterfly), 8067 nucleotides. Its product is annotated as myotubularin-related protein 3. The coding region runs from base 422 to 3940 and encodes 1172 amino acids. The transcript has 21 exons. Gene Ontology annotation, molecular function: phosphatidylinositol-3,5-bisphosphate 3-phosphatase activity; metal ion binding; protein phosphatase binding. The record is from RefSeq and is a predicted model, not a curated record. NCBI's taxonomy places the organism in Eukaryota, Metazoa, Arthropoda, Insecta, Lepidoptera, Nymphalidae. Gene Ontology annotation, biological process: dephosphorylation; regulation of autophagy.
UGCUGCGCGCGAUCGUCGCAUUAUCUAUGCGACACCGCUUUUUAUCUGUUAUAAUAUGGAUAGAUAUCACAUCCGCGCUCUUGUCAAUAUCCAGUUUUCAUAUUUGUGGUUUUGCGAAGUGUUCGACAAGUAUAAAUGGAUUAUAUUGUAAAGUGCCGCAGGAAACGUUUAGAUCUGUAAGGUCCGCAUUGGAAUUUAUCAGGACAACCGAGUGAUCGAAUAAUUGCAGUGCAAAUGUGAUAUUAUACAAGUGUAGUGAAAACUUAUUUAUUCUAAUUAUAUUAUAUAUACAGUUAUCCGAUGAAAGAUGGAACGUUACAGAACGGACAUGUUUCGAUUGUGUGCUUUCUUGUUCAGUGAGUUGAACUAGUGAUAGUGGCAUAAGUCUGAUUUGGUUAGACGCUAGUUUUAUUGACGGAUUAUGCUGAUCAAUACGUACUUGGACACGGAGGACUUCGUGCACCUGUACUAUCCAGAAGAUGAGCCGCCGGCUGCGCAGGGAUGCGGCGCAGGCGCACGCCUUGCUUCUAAGUACCCGCGACCACCGUCGCCUGACUUUCAACAGGUGGCAGCGACGUCAAGCGAGAUGAGCGAGCGCGAGCGGUAUCGCACGCCGCCGCAGCCCGAGCCCCCACCGCACCGCGUGCGCGCCUCCGACCUGUACCCACGACUGCGGACGCACUACGAUGAGCCCGGGCUCGACGCUGGCUUUUCGCCUAUCUGCGGGGAAUUUAUACAGUGGGUGGGACGCACGGCGGACGGCGGCACUAUCGCGAUGUCCAACUACCGACUUCACUUGCAACCCCGCCGGAGAAGCGGUCCAGGUGCAUCCAUACCUCUGCGGUUGAUUGAUGCUCUGGAGAUCCGCGACCUACUCUGCCUUAUCAUAUUCUGUAAACAUGGCCGGCAACUCAAAUGUUCAUUCAGCACUGGCGACCAAUGCAUAGAAUGGUGGAGAAGACUGAACAUGGCCUUAGUCCCUAUCAGUUCCCUACAAGAAACCUUUGCUGCGGCAUACGCGGCCUGGGCGAAGGAACAGUCCCCCACGUCCGUCCAUAGAGCUCUCAUGCGGGCAUCACACGCCCCGCAGCGAAGUUGGUUCGGACCUGAGUUAGAGCGACUCGGUUUCACUACGAAGGGGGCAUGGCGGGUGACAGCCGUCAAUUCGGAGUACAAGUUAUGUCCCUCUUACCCACCCCUGCUCAUCGUGCCUGCUUCUAUUUGCGACGAGGAUCUUGACUCCGUUGCAAGGUUCCGUGCGAUGCGUCGCAUACCCGCUGUGGUUUGGCGGCACCGCGGCACGGGCGCUGUCAUCGCGCGCUCCUCGCAGCCCGAAGUCGGCUGGUUCGGCUGGAGGUCAAGCGAAGACGAGCGGUUGUUGGCUGCCUUUGUGUCCGCUUGCAAUCAGGACCGCCCCACACCCAACAAACAAUUAAAACUGCUGAUAGUGGACGCGCGCUCGUACGCAUCUGCGGUCACGAACCGCGCGCGCGGCGGCGGCUGCGAGUGCGCGCAGUACUACCCGGCCGCGGACAUCCAGUUCAUGAGCCUGCCCAACAUACACCACGUGCGGAAGAGCUUCCAGCAGAUGCGGGACCUGUCUGCCGAGCCGGCGGAACAGCCCAACUGGCAUAGCAACUUGGAGCGCACAUUAUGGCCUCAGUACGUGUGCGGCGUGGCGCGCGCAGCCAGUGCGGUCGCACGCGCAGUGCACGCGGGCCGGCCCGUACUUGUGCACUGCUCGGACGGCUGGGACCGCACGCCGCAGUUAGUAGCCGCCGCACAGCUCAUUCUCGACCCCUACUAUCGCACGCUGCAGGGUUUCCGUAUACUGAUCGAAAAGGAGUGGCUUGACUUCGGGCACAAGUUCGCCGACCGGUGCGGGCACCAGUUCGGCGCGGAAGACCCAAACGAGCGGUCGCCAAUCUUCCUGCAAUGGUUGCACGUGGUCUACCAGAUGAUGGUGCAGUACCCCUGGAGCUUUGAGUUCAACGAGGCCUACCUGAUAAAGCUGGCGACGCACGUGCACUCUUGCAUGUUCGGAACUUUCCUGUGCAACACGAGCCGCGAGCGCGCCGAGUGCCGCGCGGCCGACACCACAGCACAAGUGUGGCACCUGCUGCAGGCGCCCGCCUACCGGAACCAUCUCUACUCGCCGCACUUGCAGCACGACCAGGUCAUAUGGCCGGAGUGCAGUGUGCGGGCGAUGCAAGUGUGGUGGGGCCUCACGCGGGGAGAGCGAGAACGCGAGCCCGCCGCCAGGGAGCAAGCACCCGCACCCGCACCGCCCGCGCCUUCCCCUCACCAUAAUGGUUUAAUGACAAAAACUAGAUCCUGUGAUAAUCUGCUAAGCGAAGGAGAAAAACGGACAGCACAACGAAGAUGUAGCGACCCCAGCCUGGCACCCGAUGUUAUGAAACUAUCGCUAGCAGUGAAUGGUACGGGUAGUGUGGAGAGUGAGCGUGAAUGCGAGGUUGUCGUACAAGCGGAGCCUCUAGCGCGGGCCGCUCUCACUGAUAGCGGCGUAGACCAACUGCGUGCGGACACCGAUACUGACACUGACCAGGUCGACGGCCUACAUCCAGACCACUUCGAAAACAACCGUAUACGUGAUAUAACAAGCAACUCAUCCUCCCUAGAACGUGAAAUAGUUGCCGUGCCCACAGUCUCUUUAGAGCAAGACAAACCGGAAUUGAGUCCAAUAGCGAAUCACGUUAUCGUGAACGGAGAGGCCGACAUUGCGGACAGUGUGCGAGUUGCUGAAGUAGAUUCGCCUGAAGAGCCUCCAGUAUUUGUUUGCGACACAUACACCGAUGUCCUCGGCAUGGCGGAGGCUGCAAGAGAAUCCGCUAGAACACGAAACAUAAGUAUUACAUGGCGUUCCAUAUCAGAGUCCAGUAACCAGUCUUCAACCGGUUUCGACAUCCCCGAGAACUCUCCCCAGAACCGUCUGGAAUCAGCAACUCUUCGCCUCCAGGAAAUUCCUAUAGAUAACCACAACUCCACGGAAGGAGAUGUGGUAAACCAUAAUGUUUUGAAUGAACUGACAAACCACAAUAGGGAAGUUAACCAGGCAAGCAAUGGCGAUGUAAACGGAUUGGCAGAUAUUGGUACGAAGUUUUUGGAAGUUGAUUUGAAUGUAGAUGGUGCGUCGUCGAGCGGAACGAGUUCAGAAAGCGAGGGUGAAGGCGCGGCGAGUUGCAGUACCCGCGUGGCGAGUCAGCUUACCUUGUGUCCCGCUUCGCCGCGUCGAGCGCCUUGCCAAGCAUGCCCGCACUGCACUUGCGUCUGCGCUAACGGGAACGGGAACGGACGCGCACCGGAACCAUCAUCGUCGAGUAGUUCUUGCUGGUGCGGUGUGUGCGGCGAGUCUGGAGAGGGAGGAGCGGGUAUGGUGGGCGGAUUGUCACGCGUGCGCUGUGUUUGCGGUGCGGGUGCGCGUACGCACUGCGAUUCGCUUGACGGCCUUCCGCCUGCUGCAGAUCCUCUGCAAGCGAGGCUGCACCAAAUCAUACUCUAUCAGAAGAAAGUAGUGGAGGAUUUAAGAGGACAAUUACGAGACGCUCGCGAGGCGCUUCGCCGCGCGUCACCUGCUCCCGCAACGCUACCAACCCCCCAUUCACAGAUGGCAGGCAACAGCAACGGCAACGGCAACGCCAGCCGCAGCCUGCGCAGCGGCAGCAGCAGCGGUGCGGCGAGCGGCAGUAGCAGCGGCAGUGCAUCCGAAGUUGAGGUCGGUGAGGAAGCGCGCGGCGUUUUGUGGCUGCCCGACAGCGCCGCACCGCGCUGCCAGCACUGCCGCAAUCAGUUCUGGUUGGCCCGACGCCGACACCACUGCAGGCGGUGCGGCGGUAUAUUCUGCGGCUCGUGCUCGGAGAUGAGUCCGUGGGGCGACAUGGGUGCGGUGCGCGUUUGUCGCCGCUGUCGCACGCUGCGGUGACCGCGCCUCGCGCACUAGGCCCCCCCUCUACCCUACCCUUUCGAUUGACCAAAGUGCCGAGCUCUCCACUAGCACAUUUUUUCUUAUCAGUCUUAUAAUUUUGAACUCUUCGUUAUUCUUUAGUGUAAAGUAUGUUUAAUAAUAUUAAAAAGAAACCCCUCUUAAGAAGUUAUGCUACUUUGGUGUUAAUCACAAAUUUCUUUUUUACGCAUUUGAAUAUAUUUCAACUUAACAUUAAUUACUAUAUUUUGGUGGAAUAAUAUUCAUAUAAAUAAUAACCAUUUUUCUGUAUAUUUUAUUUUUAAAACAUACUUCGCACUAAAAAGUAAUGAAAAGAUUUAAUAAUAAUCUAGGUGGAAAAAAUUUGCUAUACCAACUACUAAAACCGACCUUGCUCUAAAUUUAUCACUUCCCUGUUAAUGUGAAGCGUCUAGAACGCUCUCAGCCUUGAGAUUUUUAGUGUAAAAUUGCGUUACUGGAAUUUGCUUGGAUCUGUUACGCCAUUAAUUUCCUGUACAGGGUUGAAUGAAAAUUACCAGAAAGCUCUCGGCCUGUAGUUGUCUACUUUAAAAGUAACAAGUUCUUUUUGUACGAUUUUUUUUUUGACUCGAUUUAUAAUUAAAUAUUUUACAUAAAUACUUUGUUACUUCGUAAUGUAACAUCGGCAACAGCGCACGAACCACGACUCCAUCGUGCGGUCACUGACAUCACAUAAUACGAUUUAUAAACUUUUGUAUGAAAUAAAUUAUUACUGAUUCUUAAAAAGUCGUAGAACAAAAAUUAUUAGUUUUAAUGAUAGGAACUACAAGGCCGAGAGCUUUUUGCUAUUUUUUAUUUAACCCUGUAAAAGCGACGUCCAAAAUACGUUUGGGAGAGAAAAAAAAUGCUUGCAUUUGUUUCAUUGUAAAGUGAACAUCUGAGGACACUUAUUCAAGUGAAACCUACGUAGAUGACGCAUCGAGUCACGUGUUAGAAAAAAAAUUAAUAAUCCUAAAAAUCUCUGUCCGGUGUUCGUGCAAAUUAAGCUUAAUGUUCAUCGCUUAUCCCGGACUUCCGCAAAGUAACGCUUGCUUCCAUCCAAGAUUUAAAUCUAUCAAUUUGGGUGAACGAAACAUCACUCUACAUACUAAAAAAACUUAACUCGAAGCUGCGAGUAUUUUAAAUUAGAUACGACACCACUCGGAUCUUAUUCCCAGCGUACUUUUAGCGUGGCCAUAAUCCUUAAUUUAUUAACAGAGCAAAUUAAAUGGAUGUACAAUGCAAUUUAAGCUUAAUUUAAGGGGGGGAUCCACACUGCCAAUUUAUACCGAUAAGUGACGCACAAGCGAAGUGGCUUAUACCAUACAUUUCGAAUAUAAACUAUAAUUAUUUCUCAAUCGUUCACUUUAAAUAGCUUUAUUUAACAUACAUCUUUAAUUAAAACCCACGAAACAUUCGUACUGCGAUCUUAUCGUAUCGAUAUCAAUAAUUUGAAUCAAACAAACAAAAUUUAUUUAUUUAUUUAUUAAUUUUUAAAAAAUAACUUACAUUCACGGCAUUCUGCAUACCUUUAAGCCACCCCGCUUGCGCGUAGUUCAGGACGUCCAAGAAGAAAUGCAGACGACUGUAAAAUUAUGUGUUGGUUAAAGCACUUCUGGUAAGAAGAAUCACUACAAACAGACAGACUUGACGUUUCAAACGUGCUUAUAUUAGGCCUACUUGAAAUAAAUGAAUUUUGAAUUUUGAAUUUUUUGAAUUUUGAAACCAAAAACCACAUGUCUAUUAGUGGCCUUGUCCUUAUGACCUUGGAGGUGUUGACUUGAUAAAGGGAAAUUGUAAAUUAAACUGUCCAAUCUCCUAAUGUAGAAAAUUGUAUACGAUUGACUUCCACAGAGUAAAGCCCCUUCUAUUUAAUUCAUAAUUCACGUAAUAUGGGGUAAUUUACUUACUAUUUUAAUAAUGGAAUGAGAUUAUGAUUAUUUAAUAUUUUAACCAACCCGUUAACAAAUAUUUUGGGAAAUAUAAUUUUAGAACAAGGUUGUAACAAACGUACAGUGAUUAUAUCUGAUUGAAAAGCCCAUUAACUAUUUGAUUACAACUUAGGAACUGUUUGUAUAAGUUGCUUUUUAUCGAGAAUGUCUUCAGCUUGAACUGUUAGACAAGCUGUUCUAAUGUUUCAUUUUAACGCUAACACAAAUAAUUGGAAUGCGGUUAUGCAAAUAAAAUCUAAUACACAAAACUUGACAACUUGUUUUAAAUAUAAAUAAAGAAUCUAUAAUAGAGAUCUCAAUUUGACCAGUUUGUAUGUUCGAUCUUGUAUGCAUGAUUACUUCCAACUGAAAUUUUUCAAGGAAACGUCGAAUUUAAUCAAGCCAAGUGCGUACUGUGAUCUUUCGCUUUAUUUAUAAAUUAUUUUAGUUGAACAUCUUUCCUCGUUGAUUUUCUUCUCUUCUCUAACAUUAAUGUAAAAUAUAAUGGAUCUUUUAGUUCUUGCACAAUCGAUGGAUGAGCUUUAUACUGGCAAUUGUCACAGUAGACAUACUUUCUACUACUGAGUACUUCUUAAAAUUAUGACUGAGAUUAUGAAACUUGUAAGACACUAUGACACUACUUGAUGCUAUGACACUUUAAUCAAAGCUAUCAGGUAACUAUUAAAACGCGAUGCCGAUGUCAUAGAUAAACUAUUAAGCUAUGAUAUUUUUUUCGCAAAACGCACUUGGCUUUUGCACCGGAAAAAAAUAGUGACGUAAAUUUUUUAUACAUAUGACAUCAAUCAAUAUAAAAAAUAACAACAAAGGUCUCUUUUGUUGCUGUGUCGAUGAAAAUAACUCUACCGUUCACAUGGCCGGACUGAACAUGUUACAGUUUUUAUGAAUUCAAUAUUAGUCUUCGAGAGCCAAAUAUAGCCCGGCCAAAUAUGGUCAUGGGAACUGGAGGCUGACUACCAUUGGACGACUAUCUUCUAAAGCAGUGUUAUUUUAAACUAACUGUUACCUGCAACUUCUUUCACGUUUAUUCCGGGUUUUAAGAACCCGCGAAAUUAUUUUGUUAUACAGCCUAUUUCUGUACAAAAUUCUGUCAAUAUCGAUUAUGCUGUUAUGCCGGGCAACCGAAUAGGCAACCAAGUUUAUUUUUUUAACAUAAAUCGGAAUGGUUCCUGAGCGCUUAUCCAGAAAAAAACUAUACUAGUUUUCAGGAUCAGGAUCAGGAUGCAAAGUAGCUCAGUGUUAAAUUCGGUCGAGAUUGGUGCAUAGGUUGAGUUGAACGUAUAUAUAACAAACAAACAAAUAGACACACUUUCGCAUUUAUAAGAUUAUAAAGGCCUUUAUUUUGUAUUUGUUCUUUGUGGAAAGAAAGAAAUAUUUUAGAGUUAUUAGUUUAAACCUGUACAAAAGAAUGGACACCAGUGUUUUAUAUGGCAUACCUUGUCGUACCUAAAACAAGAAUUAUAAUUCUGGAAAAAGAGCGUCAAUAAGGUCAAAUAACACUGCUUUAAGCGAUGGUAGUAUACAACAGCUACAAAAGAAUCCUCAUUUACAAUACAUCCAUCUAUAAUACUAGUCAGGCCUGCUUUGUUAAAUGUGGCUUUUAAUAUUGUUUUGUUAUUUUUUUAAGGAUGCGUAUGAUUGAUCAGUUUCUUUAGGCUCUUGACAACAUGACAGGUUACUCCGCUCUUUUGAAAUAAUAUUUAUAUAUGUUAUAUUUAUAUUGAGAACUAUGUGAUGCAAUGAAUAGAAGAUAGUGAACUAGACUUAUAGUAUUUUUGCUGCAAUUUAUUAAGUCGAAUAGUUUGAUUAUAUAUUAAACAAAAAUAUGAUAAAUUAUAAUGACACUAGUGUUGUGAUCCGAAAAAGUGCGAAUAGAGCUAUAGAGAAGGUUGUUAGGGUAUGUCCAAGUGUGAAGGCUGUUUUUUAUUUUGUACUAACGUCUUGGUUACUGAUCUUUAGAACGACAGCCAAACUGUCGAAGCCACCAUAGACUGAACUGUUAGAUAAUUCGUGGCUUUACAAAACGACGGUACUCGGCUGGCAGACCAAACUAACUAUUCACGGUAUAGUUUUAUAAAUCGUGUGACUUAUUCCAAUUGACUUGUGGAUAUAAUUCAAUAUUUUCUCUUGGAAAUGAUUUACGAAACACUAUAAGCUUUA